Molecule: messenger RNA, 306 nt
Organism: Spirometra erinaceieuropaei
Lineage: Eukaryota; Metazoa; Platyhelminthes; Cestoda; Diphyllobothriidea; Diphyllobothriidae
Source: the annotation of a GenBank genome assembly
AUGCACGAUUGUGGCGUCCCUGAAAUCUUGCGGGACUUCUCCUUGACGCCAAAUCUCCUAGAAGAGCGCUGUCAGAUGGUCUAUGAGUUGGGAGCAACCGUGCUUGUAGAUCUCAGCAGGGCUGACGUCCGAUCCAAGCGCUUUCCCGCUGGAGAGCUCCUGCAUGGUCCUGAUGGUUUCGUGGAGGGAGGGCAGGAGGUCGAGGUCUACGUUGGUCUCCACUUGCGGCAGACGGGCGAUGGCGGCGUCGGAGAUUAUGGAGGGACGAUUGAGGACUCCUCGGAAGUGCUCGGCCCAUUGCUGUAG